UUUGAACAGGAGAGGUUUAAUAACUUACCGGUAUUUCGUUAUUUCUUUAAGUUCUAUGUACGGCUUCAAUGAUUAAUAUAUAUUAAUAUAUUCUCCGUUUAAUCUAUAAUUAGUAUUUACAAUUUAUCGGAUCUUUUGUAGUAGUUUACGUAGAGCUCAUAGAUUGUUGAUAGAAUAGUUGUCAAGAAAGUACUUAGAAAAGAAAUGGCGGACGAGAACGAGGAUCAAUGGCUUUACGGGGAUUCCGUUGACGGCAAAGAAGCUGCUACGAGCAAUACGCCGUCGGAAGCCUUAGAAGUCGAAACAACACCUCUAAGCACUCAGGAGGAAUCGCAAAAUGAAGAGGAACAGAAAAUGGAAGAUAUUCCUGAUGGACCACCAGGGGCAACCAAUAGUAGAGAACUUACCGGUAUGGAUGAUGGAAAGUUGCCGAUGGAUGACUUAGCACUUCCUGGAGAGGAUGCUGGAACAGCAGCAUCAUCUAUGGAAAAUAAGGAUGGCAUUAAUCCCGAGGCAAAUGAAAAUGGAACUAAAGAACCAUCGAGUCAAGAGGAUGGCGAAGCAGCCAGUGACUCAGAUUCUGACGAUGAUGUUCACGUAGUCAUUGGUGACAUUAAGUCAACUCCUGCCUAUGGAAGUUUAAAUAUAAAACGCGGUGGAUUAUUGACCAAUGCUAGUGGGGUACCAGACAAAUUAAAUAAACAGCCUGGAAAGUUCAGUAUAGAUGAAUUCGAAACUAUCGGAGUGAUCAAUGGAAUGCCAGCACAUGAAUUUAACCUGGAUCAACUGGAGGACAAGCCCUGGCGACAACCCGGUGCCGAUAUAACCGACUAUUUUAAUUACGGUUUUAACGAGGAGACUUGGCGCGCAUACUGCGAGCGUCAAAAGAGAAUGCGCAGCGAAUCAGGAGUGGGUUUAAUUUUAAAUGCCGGCGGCGGUGCGGGCAACCCGGGCGGUGGAAUGAGAGUACCACAAGUAGCAAUAACCAAUGACAACAGUAAAUACUCGGGUAUCAUGGGCCCAAAAAGAGCAGGUCCUCCACCAGGUAGAAAAAUGGCUGGCACGAUAGACGUUAUCGGAAGUUCAGGUUUGGCCUCCCGAAGAAACCUAGACAAGUCACCACCCAAAGAGAACGUAAUACAAGUAAUGACAGCAGACAGAAGAGAGUACUCCAGGAAGCCAGGCUUCCCUGAUAUGAGUGUUCCACCUCCAGGAGCAGGAAUGCCACCACCAUUCGACAUGCCUCCACCAGGAUAUCCUGGAGAGCCAGCACCAUUCUACAUACCAGAAGCUGAUCCAUAUUACCAAAGCUACGAGCCAACCCAGGACAGUCAAUGGGGCAACGAUCCAACAUGGCAGCCAACUAACCUAGCCAUCCCAUUAACGGAAACAGAGGAGGAGAAAGAUAUUGGACCAAAAACGAUACCAACAAUGGUACCACCGAUAUCAAUUCCACCUUUGAUGCCACCAAGAGACAGCAGGGAACGUGAGAGAGAACGUGAACGAGAAAGACCGGAAAGGGAACCGGAACCGGUAGUAAGAGAAACUCGUGAACGCGAUCGGGAAAGAGAACGAGAGCGUGAGUCGGUAACGAGAGAUCGAGGUGAGAGAGAACGAGAGUCCGUAGCAAGAGAAGAUGACAGAGAAAGAGACAGAUCACGUUCGCAGUACCGACAUAAGGAGAGGCAUAGGCAUCGCUCUAGAUCACGUUCCCGACGACACAAAUCCAGGUCGCGCAGUCCUAGUCGACGUAAGAAGAAAUCUCGACGCUCCGAGCGUGAACGCUCCAAGGAAGAGAGCGAGUGAAUAAUAAUUCCAAUUUUGUAUUAUCGGCAUUUUCAUCUCGAGAGUCCUAUUCGACUCGUAUGGAUGAGCAGUAUACAUUAACAUUUACAUAGAGAACAGAAUUUAAAAAAUCGAUGGCAGACCCAUUUCCACAAUGGUCACAUCAAAUAACAAUGUACAUAUGCCGAUUAAAUGAAAAAGACAAUUACCUGCCUAAGCACAAUGAUAAAGUAUCAAGCAGGGUUCUCCAGUAUAUGCUGACUCGCCAAUUACACGAUCCAAUGUACAAUUUAAAGAAUACAACUUCUAAGAAAAAGAAAAAA
Messenger RNA from Cephus cinctus (wheat stem sawfly), 2108 nucleotides. RefSeq names its product pre-mRNA 3'-end-processing factor FIP1 (gene Fip1). The coding region runs from base 205 to 1806 and encodes 533 amino acids. The record is from RefSeq and is a predicted model, not a curated record. Gene Ontology annotation, molecular function: RNA binding. Gene Ontology annotation, cellular component: mRNA cleavage and polyadenylation specificity factor complex. NCBI's taxonomy places the organism in Eukaryota, Metazoa, Arthropoda, Insecta, Hymenoptera, Cephidae. The transcript has 4 exons.